Molecule: messenger RNA, 1841 nt
Organism: Monomorium pharaonis (pharaoh ant)
Lineage: Eukaryota; Metazoa; Arthropoda; Insecta; Hymenoptera; Formicidae
Exons: 5
Coding region: 110-1690 (526 amino acids)
Source: RefSeq, a predicted model, not a curated record
UUUGUAGUAUAAAUUUUUAACACAUGAAGGGAAGAGACUAACUUCUGAUGAUGAUGUAUAUUAUGCUGUUGGUCUUACCCGAUGGUUUACAACUGAAUUAGAUGAAAACAUGGAAGUACGGAUUAAAUGGCCACCUACAUCUGUAGAUGCGGGAAAUUUAGUCAGAAAGGAGAAAUCGCCUGAUCCAAAUUGGGGAGAAGAAAUUGUUUUAAUUAAGAGAUUUUAUGAUUUAUAUGAUAAGGCUGCUGCUUCAUGUAAGGGAUACGUAGAAGAUUCCAAUUAUGAAACAGAUCAUCGUGAAUUAGGAAGAGGACACAGAACAAAAAGAAAGAUACAACGUUUAGACUCUGAAUCUGAAAAUGAAUCAGACUCUGGAUUGCAAAAUUCUAGAGUCAAAAAGGGAAAGACUCGUUCAUCGAACAAGAAUUUUCAAAAAUUAAAGAAAACAAUACCAGCACCUCCUCCUGUUUCUUUUGUUAUGCCACGAAGAUCCCCGCACGAAUUAGUGCGGCAGCAGACUCUCGAACUAGAGAAACAACCUCUUAAGAAGAUAAAUAUUAACAAAAUCUCUGAAAACGAAAAUCAAGUGACCAAACGUAUCUUUAACAUGAAGAAAAAAAUACAGGAAGAAAAAGCUGAAAAUACUACGCUCUCUGAAAAACUUCGUCAAUUAUUGUCGAAUAAAAAACUCCAAAAAUCUUGUAAAGAUAAACCAACCCUGUAUCAAGAUGAAAAGACACUUGAACAUCAAAAUGUAGACGAUUUUGAUUUGGAUAAAAUUGAGAAUUUUGAAAAUCAAAAUUUUGAAAAAGAAAAUAUUACAUCAACGAUUCCAGAGAAGCAAAUUGUUUCUGAAUACUGUCCAUCCUCUACAGAUACCAAAAUUCUUUCGCCCAGCUCAUCUGAAAAGGAUUUUGUUUAUAACUCACCAAGUGAAGAGUUGAAGAGAAAUAGUUCUUUGUCACAUCUAUCCUCUUCUGCUGUAGGCAGAGGUUCUUUUAAUGUAAAAUCUCAUUCUAAUGACAACUAUUUGUAUCAAUCUGAGAAGUCUGAAAGCAGUUCAUCUCAAAAUAAGUCUCAUUCUAAUGACGACUAUAUGUAUCAAUCUGAAAAGUCUGAAGGCAGUUUUUUUCAAAAUAAGGAUGCAGAUAUUUCUCUUGUAUGUCUCAUCAAAAGUAUGUAUCAUAAUGAAAUAAAAAAAGAAUUAAAAGAAUUGAAUAGUAAAUUAGAUUUUUGUUUACUAAAUCAAGAAAAACUACAUAGAUACAUACUUCCGGGUGAGAAAACUAUUAAAAGACUCACAGGAUUCCCCUCGCUUCCAGUUAAAUCUGAACAAGAACUACAGGCUUUAGAAAAAUUUUUAUCCAACGAUGCAAAUUUAUCAGCGGCAAGUAUGUAUUUUGGAAGAUUUGUAGACAAAAAUAGUCUGGAUAAUUCAGUCAGGAAGAUAUUACGAAAUGUUAUUUGUAAUGAUGUAGCAAACAAAUACAGCUUUCAAGGAGCUAAAGGGAAAAAAAAAUUUGAAAUAUUGAAGACGUGGGAGCUUAUUCUAGGUGCACUACUAUUAUAUUUUGAACCAGAAGAAAUGGUCACGGCUGACAAUGUUGCAAAGUUAUGGUUGGCCAAUGUUCCAUGGCGCACACAAACGGAUGGGACUAUUCGUGGCAAAAAAUGCAACCAAAGAGAAUAAUAAAUAUGUAUAAAAAUAAAUAAAAUUAAUUAAAAAUAUAUUAAAAACCUUUUUUGUUAGUUUAUUAUUAUUUGUAUAAGAAUCAAUCACGGUUUUACCAAUUAUGGUUGAACUAACAGUUCAAGUUAAUAAAGUAUGAAAAGAUAAAAAA